This is a messenger RNA of Sus scrofa (pig), 2356 nucleotides long. It is a transcript of the gene BAK1, whose product is annotated as BCL2 antagonist/killer 1. Gene Ontology annotation, biological process: regulation of apoptotic process; release of cytochrome c from mitochondria; intrinsic apoptotic signaling pathway in response to DNA damage. NCBI's taxonomy places the organism in Eukaryota, Metazoa, Chordata, Mammalia, Artiodactyla, Suidae. Gene Ontology annotation, cellular component: mitochondrial outer membrane. Gene Ontology annotation, molecular function: porin activity; BH domain binding. The record is from RefSeq and is a predicted model, not a curated record.
ACUCCCUCUGCAGAGGGUUUACAGAGCAGCCCAGGCAGCAGCCAGAACUGGGUGAAAAAGGAGAGUAGGGGCUGGAGACCCAAGGGCAAGGGGUGCAUGUAGUUUUCUCAACUCCCCGUGAGAAGGGAGUGGGAAGAGCACAGGCAAACGGGGAAGCUGCCUUGGAAAGGACACUCUCUGAGGUCCAUAAACUGGGAAAUAAAUCCGAGGAGUUCCCGUCAUGGUUUAGCGGUUAAUGAACCCGACUACUAUCCGUCAGGACACGGGUUCGAUCCCUGGCCUUGCUCAGGGGGUUCCGAAACGAGUGUUGAGUGGAGGAUGGGCUCCUGGAAGCUCAGACAACCAACCGGACUCCUGGACUAGCACGUGGCCUUGGCACUGACUUCUCUGUGCCUCAUUCUUCCCACCUGGAAAGUGGGUAUGACCGUGCUUACCCUGUGGCUAGGUCAAUUUGCUCUGUGUCCGGCACCCUGGGGAGGACUCCUCUGUACGUGCUGGAAGUUUACCACAGGCACUCAGGAGGGUUUGCGGCUCACAGGCCUGACAUGGAAAACAGGACCUGAGAGAUGGCGUCCGGCCAAGGCCCAGGCCCCCCCAGGCAGGGCUGUGGAGAGCCCGACCCCUCGUCCACAUCAGAGGAGCAGGUGGCCCGGGACACGGAGGAGGUUUUCCGCAGCUACGUUUUUCACCGCCAUCAGCAGGAGCAGGAGGCCGAGGGGGCAGCUGCGCCCACCGACCCAGAGAUGGUCACCCUGCCCCUAGAACCUAGCAGCACCAUGGGGCAGGUAGGCCGCCAGCUCGCCAUCAUUGGGGAUGACAUCAACCGGCGAUACGACUCGGAAUUCCAGGCCAUGCUGCAGCACCUGCAGCCGACAGCGGAAAACGCCUAUGAGUACUUCACCAAGAUCGCCUCCAGCCUGUUCGAGAGUGGCAUCAACUGGGGCCGAGUGGUGGCUCUUCUGGGCUUUGGCUACCGCCUGGCCCUGUACGUCUACCAGAGGGGCCUGACCGGCUUCCUAGGCCAGGUGACCCGCUUUGUGGCCGACUUCAUGCUGCAUCACUGCAUCGCCCGGUGGAUUGCGCAGAGGGGUGGCUGGGUGGCAGCCCUGGAUUUGGGAAACGGCCCCAUCCGGAACGUGCUGCUAGUUCUGGCUGUGGUUUUGCUGGGCCAGUUUGUGGUACGCAGAUUCUUCAGGUCAUGACUCCCAGAGGGGCCCUUUGGGGUCCUGAGACCCCUUUAUGGACUUUGGCCCAGCCUUCUCCCCUCCCCUCCUCCCCUGCAGGGGUCCCCCCGCAAGAGUACAGGAGCUUUAGCAAGUGGGCACCCCAGCAUUGGAGGCCCCCAUGAAGGAGUCGGUCAGGCUGCAGGGGUGCCCCAUCAUUGUGUGGUGCUAAUGGGCCCCUCUCAGAGGGGCUGUGACCCCUCCCCUAGCCCAUCUGCUGGGCGUGGAGAGAUUGAUAACUUGGGGGAUAGGCCAGGAGCCACUUCUCCCCAAGGAGUUUUAGCUUUUCCUGAUACCCUUGGGAGGACAGCCCAUCCCCAGCACUCUGCCCAAGGCUAGGAUGGCUGGGGGGGUGGGGGGCGGCAGCAGCUCUGCCCCAGGAUUCAGCCCUUUGGGAAGGUCAGAGCUUGAGAGCUGGGCCUGGAGCCCAGGCCCUUCCUGAACAUCAUAUUCUCUGGGAACAGGACUGGUGGAGGGUGGGGGGCGGGGAGGUGCUGCUGGACUUCCCCUCUCCCCCCACCCCCCCACCCCACAUUGCCACUGCAGUUGGACUCAGGGAUUCUGGGGCGGGGGUGCAGACCAGAGCUGUCUGAAGUCCUCCAUCAGCUCCUGCCAAGCCUGCCUCUUGAGGUCCUCCCCGUCCCCUAUCCUCACCUGUUCCUACUUGCUCCCACCCCAUUCACUACAAAUGAAGUUACCCCGUCCCCAUCACCCCAGCUAAAGCAGGCAGGGGUCUUGGGUGCUGCAGUCCUGAGGACGGGCCUUGCUCAGACUGCAGGGUUUAGGUUUGUUACUAUCAGGGAAAGGGGUAGGGAGCUCAUCUUGAGGGCUGUGAACACCACUAGGAACCCUGGGGUUGGGACCCUCCCUUGUGGCCAGGGCACUGUGUAAUCGGGGGUGUGGCUAGAGGAACUGUGAACUUGAACUCGACCCCCAAUCUCCACCUGCCACACUGCACACCUGCUUAAGCCCCUGGCGUGGGGAGCAGGCUGUCUACCUUGCACUGCAGGGGUUUGGAGGUGGCGGGGAAGGAGUUCUUGAUUAUACUAAAUGCAGGGAGGGGGUGCAGUUGGAGAGGGCUGGCCACUGCCCACCCUCUGAGUGUAUCUGAAAAUAAACUGCAACCCCCCCAC